AUAAUGGUUAAGGUUCAGCUAGCAGAAACUGGGCAAUAAACUUUCAGCCACUUGCACUUAGCUGGCAGUUCCUUCUCUGGUUCUGCAAAGAUAAAUUCAAAAUAAAGGGAAACCAAAACCCUUCCCUGCCCUUAGGUGAAAGAGAGGAGAACUCCACACACAGUACUACUGAGACGGCCCCUGGAGACAGAAUGGAAAGAAUUUUCUGCAAAAAUAAACAGGAACACCCGGAGCCCAUCCAGGCAAAAGUGCACGGUGAGAUCCCAAGCUGGAUGGAGGGAGUUCUUCUUCGCAAUGGUCCAGGCAUGCAUAAAAUUGGAGAAUGUGAAUAUAAUCACUGGUUCGAUGGCAUGGCUUUGUUGCACAGUUUCACGAUAAAAAACGGUGAAGUUUUCUAUCGAAGCAAAUACCUCCGCAGCGACACUUACAACAGCAACAUCGAAGCCAACAGAAUUGUGGUGUCAGAAUUAGGAACGAUGGCCUAUCCAGAUCCAUGCAAAAACAUAUUUACCAAGGCCUUCUGCUAUCUAUCCCACAUAAUACCUCAAUUCACAGACAACUGCAUGAUCAAUAUAAUGAGAAAUGGCGAGGAUUACUAUGCCAGCAGCGAGGUCAACUUCAUUAGGAAAAUUGAUCCUCGGACUCUGGAAACUCUAGAAAAGGUUGACUACUCUAAGUAUGCAGCCAUCAAUAUGGCAACCUCCCACCCGCAUUAUGACAGCGCUGGAAAUGUUCUCAACAUGGGCACCUCCAUAUUUAAUAAAGGAAAGACAAGAUAUGUUAUCUUUAAGAUCCCCCCUGCAGCACCAGGAAGUGAAGCGAAGAAAGGAAAGACUUGCCUGAAAAACCUGGAAGUGAUAUGUUCCAUCCCCUCCUGCUCUCUGCUGAAACCAAGCUAUUUUCACAGCUUUGGCAUUUCGGAAAAUUAUAUCCUCUUUAUAGAGCAUCCUUUCAAGUUGGAUAUACUCAAGAUGGCCACAGCCCAUAUUCAAGGAGUCAACUGGGCCUCUUGCCUCACCUUCUAUAAGGAUGACAAGACUUGGAUUCACCUUGUUGACAGACAAAGCAAAAAAGAAGUGUCUACCAAGUUUUACACUGAUGCCAUGGUCGUCUAUCACCAUGUGAAUGCUUAUGAGGAAGACGACCAUGUGAUUUUGGACCUGAUUUCAUACACAGAUAACAGCCUACUUGACUUGUUCUAUUUAAAAAACUUGAACAAGAACUUUGAAAACACUGCCAAUAAAACUUCCAUACCAUCCUGCAAGCGAUUCGUAAUUCCUCUGAAGUAUGAAAAGGAUGUAGCAGUUGGUUCGAACUUGGUCCGCCUCCCAUCAACCACUGCAAGUGCUGUGAAAGAAAAGGACGGCAGCAUUUACUGUCAACCGGAGACACUUUGCGAUGAAAUAGAACUGCCUCGCAUCAACUAUGAUUAUAAUGGCCGAAAGUACAGAUACAUCUUUGCUGCAGAGAUGAAAUGGAGUCCAGUUCCAUCACAGAUAGUUAAAUUUGACAUUCUGACCAAGAGAAAACUUCAUUGGAAGGAAGAGCAUUGCUGGCCCGCAGAACCUGUCUUUGUACCCAGUCCUAAUGCCAAAGAAGAGGAUGAGGGUAUUAUCCUGUCAUCCAUUGUGACGACGGAACCCCAGAAGCCACCUUUCCUGCUUAUCCUGGAUGCUAAAACCUUCAAGGAAAUCGCUCGGGCAACGGUGAAUGUAGAUCUGCAUGUGGACUUACAUGGAAUCUUCAUCCCCGGGAAGGAUUUGAAAACAGAUCAGGAGACCGAUGAGGAUGGAGGACACGAAUUGAAGGGCUGCCCAUCUUAUAAAGAGAACGACGUGCCUAAAGAUAGCCUGCCUGUUAAAAAACGGAUGGAAGAUUUGUAAUGCUUCAGACCUCAUCAGGGUCCACACUGCUGGGGCAGCACACCGUAUCUGUCGAGCGUUUCUCUGCAAUGAACUCGUAUCUCAUGAUGACUCUGAGCAGUUUAAGCAAGUAUGUUUACAGGAGGCUGCGUGGUGUGAGUAACGCUUGCGAAUGUUUUAUGUAAUCUUCCAUGGAUUGUGUUCUUAAAGAUAUGCAUCAUAAUAAUAGGGGAGGAGAAAAAAAACUCUUUGUAGUUUGGGGUUUUUUUUAAAUCAGAAAUGCUGGCCUUUAACUGUAUCAUCUGACUGCUUCAUUUCUCAAGUUUGAUGAAGACCAAAGUCAAAUGCCAAGAUUAACAGUACAAUCCUAAACAGACUUACUCCAGUCUAAACUCAUUGAUUUCAAUGGGCUUAGACUGGCAUAACUCUUCACAGGAUUGCACAGUAAAAGUGUUAAAAGGACUUGUUCGAUCAAGCAUUUGGGUAUUUCCCCUUCCUGUUAUGAAUCAUUAUGUGACCUUUUAAAGGAAGGCAAUGUUCCCCUCCCUUCUAUACAGAAGAAAUCCAACUUACUUUCAAAUUCAGUAUGUUCUAUAAUCUUAAAUUAAAAUUUAAUUAUUAAAAUAAGCUUUAAAUCCUUAA
Molecule: messenger RNA, 2504 nt
Organism: Eublepharis macularius
Lineage: Eukaryota; Metazoa; Chordata; Lepidosauria; Squamata; Eublepharidae
Gene: BCO1
Product: beta-carotene oxygenase 1
Exons: 12
Coding region: 192-1883 (563 amino acids)
Biological process (GO): carotene catabolic process; retinal metabolic process
Molecular function (GO): beta-carotene 15,15'-dioxygenase activity; carotenoid dioxygenase activity
Source: RefSeq, a predicted model, not a curated record